AUGGGUUUGUCAUUUCAGCAUUUGGUGAUGUUCAGAGAUGUGGCUGUAGACUUUUCUCAGGAAGAGUGGGAAUGCCUGAACUUAUAUCAGAGGAAUUUGUACAGAGAUGUGAUAUUAGAGAACUAUAGCAACUUGGUGUCAGUGGGAUGUUCCAUUUCUAAGCCAGAUGUGAUUACCCUACUAGAGCAAGGGAAAGAACCCUGGAUGGUUGUGAGGGAUGAGAGAAGAAGAAGGAGCCUAGAUUUAGAAUCCAGAUAUGACACUAAAAGGUUAUUUCAAGAAAAGGAUAUUUAUGAAAUGAAUUUAUCUCAGUGGGAGAUAAUGAGAAGAAUUAGAAGUUGUGGCCUCGAAGACUCCUUUAUCAGAAAAGAUUAUAAAUAUAAAAAGUUUGAGGGACAAGAAGGUCCUCAAGAGGGAUAUUUCAGGCAAGUGAAAAAAAUGCCCAGUUACAGAAAACUCACAUCUCUUACUCUGUAUCAGAGAAUUCAUAAUAGAGAGAAACCCUACGAAUGUGGGGACUGUGGGAAGGCCUUCAGGGUGCGCCAACAACUUACUUUCCAUCAGAGAAUUCACACUGGUGAAAAACCCUAUGAAUGUAAAGAAUGUGGAAAAGCCUUUAGACAGUGUGCCCACCUUAGUCGACAUCAGAGAAUUCAUACUUCUGACAAACUCCUCGAAUGUAAAAAAUGUGGAAAGAUCUUUACGUGUGGUGCAGAUCUUCGAGUACAUCAGAGAACUCAUAUUGGUGAGAAGCCCUAUGAAUGUAAGGAAUGUGGGAAGGCCUUCAGAGUGCGUGGACAACUUAAUCUCCAUCAAAGGAUUCACACUGGUGAGAAACCCUAUGAAUGUAAGGAAUGUGGGAAGACCUUUAGACAGUAUGCACACCUUACACGACAUCAGAGACUUAAUAUUGCUGAGAAGUGCUACGAAUGUAAGGACUGUGGGCAGGCUUUUUUGUGUAGUACAGGCCUCAGAGUACAUCACAAACUUCAUACUGGUGAAAAACCCUAUGAAUGUAAGGAAUGUGGAAAGGCCUUCAGAGUGAGACAACAACUCACUCUCCAUCAGAGAAUCCAUACUGGUGAGAAACCCUAUGAUUGUAAAGAAUGUGGGAAGACCUUUAGUCGUGGUUAUCAUCUGACCCUCCAUCAAAGAAUUCAUACUGGUGAGAAACCUUAUGAAUGUAAGGAAUGUCAGAAGUUCUUCCGUCGUUACUCAGAACUUAUUUCACAUCAGGGUAUUCAUAUUGGAGAGAAACCCUAUGAUUGUAAGGAAUGUGGGAAGACCUUUAGACUGUUCUCACAACUUACUCAACAUCAGAGUAUUCAUUUUGGUGAGAAACCUUAUAAAUGUAAGGAAUGUGAGAAGACUUUUAGACUGCUAUCACAACUUACUCAACAUCAGAGUAUUCACACUGGUGAGAAGCCCUAUGACUGUAAGGAAUGUGGAAAGGCCUUUAGACUUCAUUCAUCCCUUAUUCAACAUCAGAGAAUUCAUUCUGGUGAAAAACCAUACAAAUGUAAGGAAUGUAAAAAAGCAUUUAGACAACAUUCCCAUCUUACCUACCAUCAGCGAAUUCAUAACUUUGGUCACAACCCAACCUCUACGACCAUCCCCGCCCCUCGCUUCUUCCUGCAUCUGCAAAAAGAAGGUAGAAGACGAUUAGAAAAUCUGGAUUCGCAGCUCUGGGCCAACUAUCGCCUCACUCUGUCCAGAACUAUUCUAUGGAUCCUUCCAGCCCUAGCGGCCCUGGUCCAGUCCAAGUCCCGACUCUACGCCGGAGACCUUCAUUCUGGGGCUCCACCUCCGACCUUCUGCUCUGGCCUUUUCUCCGCAGCCAGGCCCAGGACGCUGAGGCGUGUACUGAAGUGCGCGGGACCUCGGCAUGGCAUCCAGGAGUUAGGCCGCGCGCACAAGCCCUCCCCCGAAUCAAGUUCUAGCCGCUCCAUCCAGCUCUGGGCCCUGAAAAGUCGAGAACUCCGCCUUACGUUCCACUGGUUAUGGGCUCCGCGCCCCGCCGCCCCAGCGCGGUACCGCGGUUUGCGGAGAAAUCUACACACAGUCAGUAGUCCGCGGGGGAGUGAGGCCGCUCGCUGUGCCUGUUCCACAGGCGGUGGAGGCUGUUGGGUUUGGAACCCGGAGACAUCACCCUUAUACUCACACCGUCCCGAGACGCUCUCACAUAACCCCGAAUGGAUCACACGCUUAUCCACUAAUAUCCCUCUCACAGUUUCAGACACAAUCGGACACACGGCACACUGCCCGCAGUCCUCGCUUCCCUUGCAGAGGACACUUGGAUACAAACACGCGACCGCGAACGCGUCCCUGCGCCAUUUCGUACGCUCAUUCCGUUACGUCUUGAUGCAAGGAUCCAGUCUGCAGCGGCCAGCUCUGCCUUCUUUGGACUCUGCACAUCUCCAGGAGAAGAACCCAGAAAACCGAUCAGUCCUGACAGUUCUAAAAAACAUGCCCCAUUGGUUGGUGACUUUCAAGGAUGUGGCCAUCGACUUCUCUCAGGAGGAGUGGGAAUGCCUUAACUCCACUCAGAGGGACUUGUACAGGGAUGUGAUGUUGGAGAAUUACAGCAACCUGAUCUCCCUGGACUUGAAAUCCAGUUGUGAGACCAAAAAGUCAUCGCCAGAAAAGGGAGCUUAUGAAAUGGAAUCACUGCAAUGGGAGAGUAUGAGUCAACCUAUCAGUCAUAACCUUGAUUACAAUGGUCUUAGAGAUACAAUGGAGGGCAAAGGAAAGUUUGAGGGUCAACAGAAAAGUCAGGAAGGACUUUACAUGCACAUGAAAAUUACCUGUGGUGAAAAGGCCACUCAAAGCCAUUCUAUGUCACCUAUUCUUCAUCAGAUAAAUCCUACCAAGGAAAAAUUGUACAAAUGUAAGGAAUGUGAACAAGCUUUCAACUACCUGUCAUGGCUUACUCAACAUGAGAAAAGCCAUAAUAAAGAAAAACACUCCGAAGUUAAGAAACAUAGGAAGACCUUCAGCAAAAAGCCAGCCUAUAUUCAACAUCAGAGGAUUCAGAAUGGUGAAAAGCCUUAUGAGUGUAUGGAAUGUGGGAAGGCUUUUGGCCGUAGUUCUGAUCUGAUUCAACAUCAGAAAAUUCAUACUAAUGAGAAACCUUACCAGUGUAAGGCAUGUGGGAAGGCUUUUAUUCGCAGUUCACAGCUCACUGAACAUCAGAGAGUUCAUACAGGAGAGAAACCAUAUGAAUGUAAGAAAUGUGGAAAAGCCUUUAGUUACUGUUCACAGUAUACUCUCCAUCAGAGAAUUCAUAGUGGUGAAAAACCCUAUGAAUGUAAGGCAUGUGGGAAGUCCUUUAUCCUUGGCUCUCAACUCACUUACCAUCAGAGAAUUCAUAGUGGUGAGAAACCCUAUGAGUGUAAGGAAUGUGGAAAGGCCUUUAUUCUUGGUUCACACCUUACUUAUCAUCAAAGAGUUCAUACUGGUGAAAAGCCUUACAGGUGUAAAGAAUGUGGGAAGGCCUUUUUAUGUGCCUCCCAACUUAAUGAACAUCAGAGAAUCCAUACAGGUGAGAAACCCUAUGAAUGUAAAGAAUGUGGGAAGGCCUUUUUCCGUGGCUCACAACUAACUUACCAUCUGAGAGUUCAUACAGGUGAGAGACCCUAUAAAUGCGAAGACUGUGGGAAAGCCUUUAUUUCUAAUUCUAAUCUUACUCAACAUCAGAGAAUUCAUACAGGUGAAAAACCCUACAAAUGUAAAGAAUGUGAGAAGGCCUUUAUUUGUGGCAAACAACUUAGUGAACAUCAGAGAAUUCAUACAGGUGAGAAACCCUUUGAAUGUAAGGAGUGUGGAAAGGCUUUUAUUCGUGGUGCAUAUCUUACUCAACAUGAGAAAAUUCAUGGUGAGAAGCAUUAUGAAUGUAAGGAAUGUGGGAAGACCUUUUUUCGUGCCACACAACUUACAUAUCACCAGAGAAUUCAUACAGGUGAGAAACCCUACAAAUGUAAGGAAUGUGACAAGGCUUUUAUUUAUGGCUCACAACUUAGUGAACACCAGAGAAUUCAUAGAGGUGAAAAACCCUAUGAAUGUAAGCAAUGUGGGAAGGCCUUUAUUCGUUGCUCACAUCUUACUGAACAUCUAAGAACUCAUUCCGGUGAGAAACCCUAUGAAUGUAAGGAAUGUGGGAAGGCCUUUAGUCGUGGCUCAGAACUUACUCUACAUCAAAGGAUCCAUACUGGUGAGAAACCUUAUGUGUGUGUUCAAUGUGGUAAAGACUUUAGACGUCAUUCACAACUUGCUCAACAUAUGAGGCUUCAUAAUUGAAAAAGCCUUGAAUAUGAUUUAAUAUAAGAAAGGCUUUAAUGUCUUCAACACCUCUGGAAUGCUAGAGAACCCAUAUUAUGUUCGUAAUGAAUUUAGGACAUCCUUUUGUUUGUGCUCAAAAUCAACUGAUUUUUAGAAAGGCUGUAUUAAUGACUGCAGAAAUAACUUCUGGAACCCAUUAUACAUUUUUAAGAAUCUCUAUAACCUUGGAAUGGAAUGCUGGAGUAUAUCCUUUAUUGAGCACCAUCUCUAUUUCACCAUUUCCUGUGAAAUUGGAGAAGUUACUUAACCUCUUUGUGCCUCAGUUUCUUUGUGUAAAAUAAUGUAAUGAUAUCACAUUGAUUAAAUUAUAAAUGAUUAUGCAACUCCCUUUGGACAGUAUCUGAUACUCAGUUAUCUGUUAUUAUUUCUACUAUCAUCAUUAUUAUAUGCUAUUAGAGAAGUCAAAUGGUAAGAAUAUUUUUGAGUACAGUAAGAUGUAAGCAUU
Messenger RNA from Odobenus rosmarus divergens (Pacific walrus), 4783 nucleotides. RefSeq lists its product as uncharacterized. The coding region runs from base 1 to 4296 and encodes 1431 amino acids. NCBI's taxonomy places the organism in Eukaryota, Metazoa, Chordata, Mammalia, Carnivora, Odobenidae. The transcript has 11 exons. The record is from RefSeq and is a predicted model, not a curated record.